UACGGCUUGCUUUCCGCUAUGCGUAAAAUUUCCCGGACGGCCGCAGGCGGGCAGUCGACUGAAAUUCACAGAUGGCGCCAGUAGUGCAGAAACGGUGAAACGUGAAACGGUGAACCAAACAUCUGUGGCUGUCUGUGGUCUAUGUCACUGUGCCGCACCAUAGCCUCUGGCCGUGCUAUCUGUCAACUAAACUGACAAUUAAUUAGGCAACUUGGCGAUUAGCGCGGUGCACGAGCCGGUGGGCGGUUGUCGUGGUGCGUCGUCGACCGGUUCAGGACGCUUGGCAGCCGGUCGGGAGGACCUUCCCGGAGAGACGACUGAGCGCCUCCUCAGAUGGGCGACUUGAGCGAGCGCACGGCGAGCGGCAGCCUCCGUAGGAGCGGGGACACGCGGUGAGCGGGCCUUCGUUCGACUGUCGGCAUGGCGGGCGGCGUGGCCACGCACUGGAGAAACCGGGUGCUCAAGUCGCUGCAAGAGCGCAACUGCGUCGAGUCCAAGCAGUUCGAGGACAUCAUCCAGUUCAGCAGUCAGCUCUUCGAGCGCGUGGACGCGCUGAGGGCCGACAAUGUCCAGCUCACGGUGCAGAAGGAGCGUCUCCAGCAGGAGAACCUCCAGCUCCAGAUGAACUCGGAGACCAGCCUGGGUAAGCCCCGAGCUGCCCUGGAGACGAAGCUGUUCCAGCUGCAGGAGGAGAUGACCGAGCUGCUCAGGCGCAAGUCCCAGCACUCCCAGCAACUCAUUGACCUCAAGAACAGCCUGGAGGAUCGGGAUCGCCAGCUGCACCUCAAGGACGCCAGGAUCCAGGAGUGUGAGCUGGAAGUGGCCUCCCUGAAGCAGAGCCUGGCUGCAGUCAAGAAGGACUUGCAGGACAUGAAGGAUGCCAACCAGCUGCUGCACGACGAGCACGAGGCCCUGCAGCUGGCAUACUCAAGCCUCGAGCGAAACUUCUCCUCCCUGGACCGGGAGCACCAGGACCUCAUCAAGCGCUGGAUGGCCCUCAAGUCGAGGGACGCCGACCGACUCAACGCCGAGAAUGAGCGCGUCGUCAGGCUGAAGCAGGCCCAGGUCAAGAGGGACCUAGAAGAGGCUGCCAGGGAGCCCAUCGUGGUUCCCGGGGACAGCUCCCGGCUGCCGCCGCCUUGCGUCCAGUCCCUGGUCCCCAGCCGGCUCGUCCUCAAAUACGAGGCCCACGAGGGGGAGGUGAAUGCGGUGCGCUUUGCCCCCUCGGGCAAGAUCCUGUGCACGGGAGGUGGGGACCGCAAGCUCAAGGUCUGGGAGUUCUCCAGGGAGCAAGCCCUGGCGAGGGGCACCCUGGGGGGCAGCAACGCAGCCGUCAUGUCCAUAGACAUCGACUCAGAGGAGAAUCUGGUGCUGGGUGCCUCCAACGACUUCUCCAGCCGGGUCUGGACCAUGGGCGACCAGAGGCUCAGGCACACGCUGACGGGUCACAGCGGCAAGGUGCUGGCGGCCAAGUUCCUGGGGGAAUCCAGCCGGGUGGCCUCCGGCAGCCACGACCGCACUCUCAAGAUCUGGGACCUCCGGAGCCGGGCCUGUGUGCGCACCAUCUUUGCGGGCUCGUCGUGCAACGACCUGGUGACGAGCGACGGUGGGGGCAGCACGGUGAUCAGCGGCCACUUCGACAAGCGCAUCCGCUUCUGGGACACCCGGGCGGAGAGCAGUGCCAACGAGAUUGUGCUCGGAGGCCGCAUCACCUCCCUGGACCUGUCCACCGACCGCUGUCUGCUGCUCUGCUGCGUGCGCGACGACUCCGUCAAGCUGCUCGACGUGCGCAUGAACCAGGUGCUCAGCACCUACGGGGACGACAGCUUCAAGGUGGCCUUCGACUGGACGCGGGCCAAGCUGAGCCCCGACGGGAGCUACAUCGCGGCGGGGUCCCAGGACGGCACCCUGUUCAUCUGGAACACCGCCACGGCCAAGCUCGAAAAGAAGCUCAAGGAGAUGAGCUCCGCCAUCAUUGCCUGCGCCUGGAGUCCCAGUGGCGAUGACAUCGUCAGCUCGGACCGAGACAAGAGGGUGUGCCUCUGGUCCCAUUUCUAGGCAAGGCAGCUGCACCAUCGGGGCACGCUCCAUACCGGACCACGGACGCUCCAGUCGCCGUCCUCGUGGCAACCGGAGCUUGCGGGGGCUGCUCAGGGACGUUGACUAAUUCUCCUCGCGGCGACAGGAAAGGACGUUACUGCUUCUUCGUGCGGAGUGCCGACACAAAUUGCAUCUUUCGCAAAUAAAUGAACUUUCGAACGAG
Messenger RNA from Ixodes scapularis (black-legged tick), 2263 nucleotides. It is a transcript of the gene Atg16, whose product is annotated as autophagy-related protein 16-1. Gene Ontology annotation, cellular component: autophagosome membrane. The record is from RefSeq and is a predicted model, not a curated record. The transcript is spliced from 15 exons. Gene Ontology annotation, biological process: autophagosome assembly. NCBI's taxonomy places the organism in Eukaryota, Metazoa, Arthropoda, Arachnida, Ixodida, Ixodidae. The coding region runs from base 421 to 2058 and encodes 545 amino acids. Gene Ontology annotation, molecular function: protein binding.